Medicago truncatula (barrel medic) is the source of this 1289-nucleotide messenger RNA. RefSeq names its product (DL)-glycerol-3-phosphatase 2. The record is from RefSeq and is a predicted model, not a curated record. Bases 22 to 927 code for a protein of 301 amino acids. Lineage: Eukaryota; Viridiplantae; Streptophyta; Magnoliopsida; Fabales; Fabaceae. Gene Ontology annotation, molecular function: sn-glycerol 3-phosphatase activity. The transcript has 6 exons. Gene Ontology annotation, biological process: glycerol biosynthetic process.
AUGAUAGUAGUGUGUGGAUAGAUGAAUCUAACGACGGUGAGAAAUUUUGGUCCAACUUGGCCCGUGGGUUGCAGAAUAAACGGACCCCGACAGUUUUCACUUUUCACACUCUCUCAUCUCAGAUCGGAAUCAGAAACUCUGACCAGUCACAACCGCUGGUUCGAUUUCCGUUUUCCAGUGUCGGCUCAUAACAGCGCAACAAUGGGCAAUCCCUCCUCCUCCGUCGGUGUCAGAAAACCAAUCACACAUGUCGUUUUUGACAUGGACGGUCUCUUGCUAGACACGGAGAAGUUCUAUACUGAAGUUCAAGAAAUUAUACUUGCUAGAUACAAUAAAACCUUUGAAUGGCCUCUCAAGGCUAAGAUGAUGGGAAUGAAAGCAAUUGAAGCUGCUAAGGUUUUUGUUGAAGAGACUGGGAUCAGCGAUUCUCUUUCUGCCGACCAAUUUCUUGUUGAAAGAGAAGAUAUGCUGCGGAGUUUGUUUCCAACAAGCGAGCUCAUGCCAGGUGUUAGUCGUUUACUCAAGCAUCUACAUGCAAAAGGAGUUCCAAUUGCCGUGGCAACUGGUUCUCACAAGCGACAUUUUGAACUGAAAACGCAAAGACACGGGGAAAUGUUUUCUCUGAUGCAUCAUGUUGUUCUUGGUGAUGACCCUGAAGUUAAACAAGGCAAACCAUCACCAGAUGUAUUUCUUGCUGCAGCCAGGAGAUUUGAGGGUGGACCAGUGGAUCCGAGUAACAUUCUUGUUUUUGAAGAUGCACCCUCUGGAGUUCGUGCAGCUAAGAAUGCCGGAAUGUCUGUUGUUAUGAUUCCUGAUCCAAGGCUGGACAAAUCUUUUCAAGAUGCAGCCGACCAAGUUUUGAACUCAUUGUUGGAUUUCAACCCUAGUGAGUGGAGUUUACCUCCGUUUGAAGAUAAUGGAAAUUGAAUGUGAGCUUUCAAGACUGCCUGUCAUUCAAUUUUAAAAGCUGUCCAAUCUUAGAGCAUCUACAAUAGUCAUUUUUUGAGGAAUCCAUUUUGGAUUUCAUACACUAUUAUUAAAUGGUUCCCCAGAACGUCUUGUCAUAUUUAUGCAACUCAUGCAAAUUUUGCUCCAAUGGUAAUAAACUAUGCAACUCUUCAGCAAACCACACUAUUAUGUAGAAUGUUCUCCUUUUUUUAUGUAUUGGUUGAUGAAAGGUAACAAAUGAUUUAUUCUAUUGCUACCGUAGCUUAAUUAUGGUCCCUGAACAAUUUCUAUGAAACCCAUAUUCAAAUUCCUCCAAUUAGAACACUUGCUAUUAUUUAUUA